AAGAUUACAAUAAAUAAUCUUUUUAUUUAUAUAUUUCUUAAAUAAGUAUUAACAAAACAGCAGUAUAACUUAUCAAUAAAAAGUAGCAAAGCUUGUUACCAUUAAUUUAUAAAUUAGUGUAUUUGGAUGCAGAGAAAUAUUUCAACUCCAGUGAUUUCUAAGAAACAAUCUAUACAUGUGCCUGAUUAUAUGAUUUGCAACCAAAUAGAAUAGAUUUAAACUGCAAAUGUUGGCUCAUUCAGCUCUAAUUUGUCUUAAAAUAAUAUUUAAGGCAAUUAAUUGUAUAUAGCUUCAGCAUCAAAUUCUUACUUAUCUUAACUACUGUGCAAUAAUACUCCUCUUACAAGUGCGUUAUCUGCAGCUGUUUAUUGUUAAAACAGACUGAUUUAUAAUAAAAACGGAUCUGAGGCUUUAGAAAUUGCAUCCCUUACUAAGGUCAUGACUUUUUUUACUUCACUAAAAUUAAGUGCUAAGCAUGAACUCGACCCACAAAGUGUUUAUGUCAGAGUUCCAAAAGCUGCAGCAUUUAUUUGCGGCACAUCAGCGUGUCUUCGAAAUGGUGAAUAUAUUAAACUCUGUGACUUGUUUUAUGCUCUAAUGCUUCCUUCUGGGAAUGAUGCUGCUUGCACUUUAGCAAAUUUUUUUGGAUAACUUGAACGUAGAAGAGCUAAUUCUUCUUCAGCCUUUUUAGAUUAAUAAGCAGCAUAAAUAUUGAUAAAAUUGUAUGGAUUAAUUGAAAUUAACCAAUAAGAAAGCAGCUAGAAGCAUGAGUCUAGAGAAUCUGAAAUUUCUACUGAUGCUUAAGAGUAAGAUUCUAAGGAUAGUGGAGAAGACGAACGCAGGAGUUCAACAUAUUCAUAGGGAGUUAAAAUAAAGGAAAGCAAUUAAAUUCAAUAAAUUCAAUUUGAUUAAUUGUCAUAGUAAGCAGAUUUAAUGCAUAUUAACCUAGAGUAAUAAAAAUAACAAAUAUUGAACAACACUUAAAGUGAAAAUCCAAGUAAUUAAAACAAAAACAGUAAUGAAGAUUAUAAAUUUCAUUAGUAAUAGGGUGAUGUUUAAGAGAAUAUGAAAUUCUUUGUAAAGAUAAUGAACUAAGAGGCUUAAAAACUAUAAAUGCGUAACACUUAAUACUCAAAUCCACAUGGAUUAAGCGAUAAAGGUAACAAGAGCUCUGCAAUAGAUUAUGGAAGACUUUGCUAUGCAGCUAUGUCUUCCUUCGCUUUGUUUAGAUAAGUGGUGAAAACUCCAUUGUAUUCUUGUAAAAUACUCUUGAAUAAGGACUUAAUAUAAAAUAAAAAAAAUUCUCUUCAAACUCCUACAAAUUAGAAUAAGACUCUUUCUGUGUAAACUAUGAGAAAUGCUUAAUGGGAAAAUACUAAUAAACUACUUUUGCGUAAUUCACAUUUUAUUGGAAUUAAAACAGGAAAUACCCCAAACGCUGGUCCAUGCUUAGCUACUCACUAUUAGAAAAAUGGAAUCGACAUUCAAGUCAUUGUAUUAAAGUGUAAAGAUUCUGAAAAAAGAUGGGUAGAUAGCUAGAAAUUAGCAGAGUGGGCUUAUUAAUAAAUACUUUAAGAUUGCACACAAACACUUUAGACUGAGAAUAAUUGUGCGAAUCAGAGACUUAUGUCAGCACAAAGAAAUCGUAAAAUAAAAAUUUAGUAGUAGUACUAAGAUGAAUUUACUAAAUUGCUACAGUAAAAUAAAGAAGAAGAUCCAAGCAGUAAAUCUUAAUUAAUUUCUGAUUUUAAUUUAAGAUACAGACCUAAAACUACACUUUAGACUGAACAUUCUCUAAAUAAGUCUUAAUUUAACAUAAGAGGUAUUACUUAGAACAAAAUUCCACCUCCUCAACCUUUUCAUCAAAAAUGUAACUCAUAAAAUUAGUUAAAUUAAGAUUAGCAAAGGAAUAAGAGCAUAUGCAAAAGUGGUCCUGUCUCUUCACAAUUUGCAAUCUAGAAUAAUAGAAAAAAUGUAUCCAGCAUUGCCUUAAUUAAUGAUGAUAAUAAUAAUAAUAAUAUAAACAAAUUAAAGCUUGAUAUAAACAAUUCUUAGAAUGCUAUAAAUAACUCUUAGAACGCUAUAAAUAACUCUUAAAAUGCUAUUAAUAACUCUUAGAAUGUUAUUAAUAAUUCUUAAUAUAAUAUUAGAGCCAACAUAGGCUAAUUGUAUCAAAGAGAAACAGAUCGCUAUGAUGUUCAGAGCAACUCAAGUUCAAUUUAAAUAAUUAGCUGUGACGAUUUAGAAUAAAAAAAUGACUAAGAAGAUAUUUACAUAGAGGAAGACAACAACUUAAGUUUUGAAAAAAAUGAUAAUUAUAAAGCAAACGACAUAUAAAUGCUAUCUGAUUCAUUCUAAGAGAAUAUGGAAGACCUCCUUCAUUUAAAAACUUAAAGCUAAAAAGUUAUAGUUGGCGUAAGUAAGUUAAGCAGUGUAGAUAUAUUAAAUGGGAUUGAAAAGAAAUUUUCUUCUCAAAAUAAUUUAGAUUAAGAGAUAUAAACUACUAUAAGCAGCUAUAGAUAGAUUUAAAUAAAAACAAAGAAUCAGUAAAUUAAUUAAAAAAAGCCUUAAACAGCGAUUUUUAAGAUAUCUAAGGAGACUGCUAAAGAAUCUGAUUCAUCAAAUUUAAAUAAAAGUAAUAUUCAAAAUAAAUUAAUUAGUCCUAGAAGAAGGAUAAUAAAUGCUAAAUUUUAAGUAAGUAGUGUAGACCUUACAGAGAAUACUAAGAGUUCAAAUAAUUAAGCUCAAAAGAUAGGACAGAAUCGAGUUAAUAUUUCAACAAGCUCAUAAAAGAGAUCGAAUAGUGGAAAGCAAUUCUGUCUUAAUCUAAUUUAAGCUAAUAAAAAUCUACAAAUAGAUACCUAACAAAAUAGUAUUAUUAAAAAUUAAUAAACCAAACAAUAUAAUUCUACAAAAAAUGUACAAUUUGCAAAAUAAUUGCCACCAAUUACUAAUAAAAGUAUUAUAAUAUCAAAUACUAAAUUUACGGAAGACACCGUUUCUCCACCAAAAUAAAUCUAAAAAAGCUUGAAUCAGAGUGUAAUAAAAACAAUCUUUUAAUGA
Molecule: messenger RNA, 3063 nt
Organism: Tetrahymena thermophila SB210
Lineage: Eukaryota; Ciliophora; Oligohymenophorea; Hymenostomatida; Tetrahymenidae
Product: D-alanyl-D-alanine carboxypeptidase family protein
Exons: 1
Biological process (GO): proteolysis
Molecular function (GO): serine-type D-Ala-D-Ala carboxypeptidase activity
Source: RefSeq, a predicted model, not a curated record